AUGAUGGAAGUGUCAAAAGGGGCUUCAGCCUCGCGGCGGACGGGAUCCGACUUCACCUCUGCAUCAAGCGUGUUCGACCAAGACUCGGAUCAUGCGUCGCAGAGCCCAGACAAUCCAUUCGAAAACGUUCGCCUCGGUCCUAACUACCAGAUCGUCAGGUUCAUUCGAAGCGAGAGCCACGGAGAUCUGUACCUGCUCGCGGCCCUCGAUUCCAGCGACAAGAAAUACGUGGCCAAGGCCAUCGACUUUAGGGACUGUACGUCAAAGUUGCGUAGACACCGACUGAAGCAUCUCAAGAGGCUGAAAGCGUCGUCGUCCUUUAUAUGUGUGUUUGAAGAGCAUGGCGUGAUAUGGGUGGUCCGCCACUGUAACGAGCCAGAGGUUGUCGGCAGUGGCAUUGCAUCCCGGCAACGAGCCAUAGAGGCGAAAAGAUCAGGACCCGGUGGUGUUAUCUCCUUGCAGCUGGACCCGGAAAGUGACACCCUUUCCACAGGAAUUGAGACAGCUAGUGUCAGUUCGACCAGCGGGCUGAGGGGUCAAGGUUGCCUGACCGACACUAAUCUCCUGCAUGACGGGAACUGCACCAACGGCACCUUUCCAGAGUCGACCGUGACGACAGUCGGGUCAAGCCCCAUACUCGAUGAAGACGAUCACCCGGUGAAUGACGAGGCACAGAAUCGCGACCACAUUGGAAGCAUAGGAAAUGUAUCACCGACUCAUUCUGGAGAUUUGUUCGAAGAAGCCGAAGUGUCUUCCGAUGCCCUCAUCGGAAGACAAGACAAGGCAGAAAUCAGGAAACAAGCAGGAAAGGCUCGGUGGAGGAAGAUCCAAAGGUACCGGCGUCAACUCCAUACAUUGUCCUUACCACCCACGGCUACUUUCCUACCACGAAAAGUCCCGGUCCAGCUGUUGAUACCCGGGCCGGCUGUCGAUGUUUUGGAUGGUGGCAAACAAGGAGGAGACGAACGGCCAGCGAACCCCCUUGGUCGUGUCUGUAAGGGAUACAAGUCUGGCGGAGCCUGCCUGACCUAUUCGUUCUUCUACACGGCCCCGGAAGAUGCCCAUCCCCACAGUUACUUAUUGCUGUGGGACGAGAGCCAUUCCGCUAUGAAUCUGGUUCGUCUUUCUGUGGGAAUCCAGAAGUGUACGAUUUGCAAACUACUCAAGGAGGAAGUGGACAAGAUCUUCUGGAUAGAGAAGAUGUUGGUGUCGAGGGUGGACUUCGACCUCGGGUAG
This is a messenger RNA of Fonsecaea pedrosoi CBS 271.37, 1236 nucleotides long. RefSeq lists its product as uncharacterized. Lineage: Eukaryota; Fungi; Ascomycota; Eurotiomycetes; Chaetothyriales; Herpotrichiellaceae. The transcript has a single exon. Bases 1 to 1236 code for a protein of 411 amino acids. The record is from RefSeq and is a predicted model, not a curated record.